Rhineura floridana is the source of this 990-nucleotide messenger RNA. It is a transcript of the gene MRPL47, whose product is annotated as mitochondrial ribosomal protein L47. Gene Ontology annotation, cellular component: mitochondrial ribosome; mitochondrial large ribosomal subunit. NCBI's taxonomy places the organism in Eukaryota, Metazoa, Chordata, Lepidosauria, Squamata, Rhineuridae. Gene Ontology annotation, molecular function: structural constituent of ribosome. The record is from RefSeq and is a predicted model, not a curated record. Gene Ontology annotation, biological process: mitochondrial translation. The coding region runs from base 62 to 802 and encodes 246 amino acids. The transcript has 7 exons.
UGAUCUAUGGCUAAUGAUCGCCGGCAGCCGCCUAUGAGCAUUGUGGGAUAUUGGAGGUGUCAUGGCGGCGGCAGCGCUUUGCCGACCGUUUUCAAAGAUCUUGAGGUUGACGGGAGUGACUUGGGGCGCGCCGGCGACUUCUUCUUCUAGAUUAAUCCUUAACAAUCUUCACAAGAAUGCUACAAAAGUGGAAAUAAUCCCUCCCUGUACGUUACUUCAUACCUCCUUGCCUCAAAAUGGGCUGGAAGAAUUUUUUGAUGAUCCCCAAAACUGGGGAAAGCCAGAAGUCAAAUCUGGGGACUCCUGGACAGUAGAACAGCUCCGAGGCAAGAACAGUGAAGAUUUGCACAAACUUUGGUAUGUCCUGCUAAAAGAGCGAAACAUGCUUUUAACGUUGGAACAAGAAGCAAAACGGCAGAGGCUGCCAAUGCCAAGCCCAGAGCGAUUAGAAAAGGUAAAAGAUUCCAUGGAAAGAAUGGAUCUUGUCAUUCAGGAAAGGGAAGAUGCUUUGCGACUGUUACAGACUGGCCAGGAGAAAGAGAUGCCAGGCGAAUGGAGAACUGACUUCUUAGGCCGCACCUUUUGGUACACGUUCAAGGAAUGGCCAAUCCCCUGGUACCUGAACAAACAUCAUAAUAGGAAGAGGUUCUACUAUUUGCCACGUAUCAACCGUUUUCUCAGGCUCAGAUUUGAAAAGUAUUUGCGCAAAGAAACAAAGAAGAGAAAUUUGCAGAAACAGCAAGAGAAGCGUUUACAGGAAAAAUUCCCUCAUCUCAAAAAUGCCACUCAGUCUCAGAGUUAACAUGGAGCGGCAAGUGUUUGAUAGACCUGGCAGCAUAACUGUAACGCCAUAUGGAAAUGUGACACAAAUACUCUGCCUCUGGAACUGGCUGUAAAUGGACAAAGAAUAAGGCAGGAUCUGUGAUGUGAUGUAAAACAAACUCAUUUUUUUCCUUACCAAAAUAAAAUUGCUCCGUCCUUCUUGUAAAA